AUGCCGGCACUUCCUCAAUUCGACUACAUCUUUGCUAUUGGCACAAUCUUUGCAUUUCUUGAUGCAUGGAACAUUGGUGCCAAUGACGUUGCAAACUCUUUCGCGACUUCGGUCGCUUCCCGCUCGCUCACACUCAAGCAAGCCAUGUGUAUCGCCUCCGUGAUGGAGUUCGCUGGUGCUAUGCUUGUCGGCUCUCGUGUCACUGACACUAUCCGUACCAAAGUUAUCUCAAUCAGCCUCUUCGAGCAGGAUCCGUCAGUUCUCAUGUUGGCGAUGACUUGCGCCAUCAUUGGCUCCGCUACCUACCUCACAAUCGCUACCAGAUUCACCAUGCCAGUGUCAACUACCCAUUCCAUAAUGGGUGGUGUCAUUGGUGUUGGCAUUGCAGCUGCUGGACCACAAGGUGUCAACUGGUCCUUCAAGGGAGUCUCCCAGGUUUUCGCUGCAUGGGGUAUCGCCCCAGGCAUUUCCGCUUGCUUUGGUGCUAUCAUUUUCCUGAUCACCAAGUAUGGUGUUAUGCGCCGCAGCAACCCAGUCAAGAUGUCUUUCAUCAUGGUCCCACUCUACUUUUUUCUCACAUCUUUCCUCCUCGCUCUCCUCAUCUUUUGGAAGGGCGGAUCGGCCAGGAUCGACUUGACUGACGCGCAGUCUGUUGGUAUAGCUCUCGGUGUUGGCGGUGCAGUAGCCGCCAUUGUCGGCACCUUCUUCAUUCCGUUCCUCUACCGCCGUAUCUUAAAGGACGAUUGGACCCUGAAAGGCUGGGAGAUCAUCAAGGGGCCCCUACUACUCCGUCGUCCUGAGCCCCAGGUCCGUCCCGAGGGAGUUUCAAUCGGUCGCAUUCCAGACUUCUACGCUGGCCAUCUAACCCAAGAGGAGUUGGAGGCAAGGCGUGCUGCCGAGUCUAACCAAGCUUCUGCCUCUGGUGAUGUUGAGAAGGGUGCUGCCCACAGCGUCAACCUCACUGCCCAUGCAUCCGACUCCGAUAUUACACCCGUGCCCUCAGUUGCGCCUGCAACCAUCUCUAGCCGGACGCUUUCUAAGCCUAAGAAGCAGCCUCCUCCAGGCCCAUGGUACACUCCCGCUGUCGCCUGGUACUGGCUCAAAUAUGCUGCUCUACGAGGUGUCGAGCAGGAUGUUGUCGAUCAAAUGAAGCAUAAGGAUUUCCUUUCUGGUGACAUUGAGAAGGUCCACGCCACGGGUGAACACUACGAAAACAGGGCUGAAUACACCUACUCAUUCUUACAAAUCCUAACUGCCUCCACUACUUCUUUCGCCCACGGUGCCAACGACGUCUCGAAUGCAAUCGGUCCAUACACCACCAUUUACUUCAUCUGGUCUACCGCCAAAAUAUCCAACAAGGUCCCCGUUCCCCUUUGGAUUCUUGCGUUUGGAGGUGCCGGUAUCGUCAUCGGUCUGUGGACGUAUGGCUACAACAUCAUGCGCGCGCUUGGCAACAAGAUCACGCUCCACUCGCCGGCGCGUGGUUUCUCUAUGGAACUCGGUGCUGCCGUAACUAUCAUCAUGGCCACGAAGCUUGCAUUACCUGUCUCUACCACGCAGUGUAUCACUGGGGCUACCGUUGGUGUUGGCUUAUGUAACGGUACAUGGAGGACGAUCAACUGGCGCAUGGUUGCUUGGAUCUAUAUGGGCUGGUUCAUUACGUUACCCGCUGCCGGUAUCAUCUCGGGCUGUUUGAUGGGCAUCAUUCUGAAUGCGCCCAGGUGGGGUAUGGGUGUUUAA
Molecule: messenger RNA, 1740 nt
Organism: Plenodomus lingam JN3
Lineage: Eukaryota; Fungi; Ascomycota; Dothideomycetes; Pleosporales; Leptosphaeriaceae
Biological process (GO): phosphate ion transmembrane transport
Cellular component (GO): membrane
Source: RefSeq, a predicted model, not a curated record